Molecule: messenger RNA, 705 nt
Organism: Cutaneotrichosporon oleaginosum
Lineage: Eukaryota; Fungi; Basidiomycota; Tremellomycetes; Trichosporonales; Trichosporonaceae
Source: RefSeq, a predicted model, not a curated record
AUGAACCUCCUCUUGACAGGCGCAACCGGGACAGCGGGCUCGGCGAUCCUCGCCGCCGCUCUCGCCUCCCCCCGCAUCGCCCACGUCACGAUCCUCGGGCGCCGCGCGCCGCCGCCCCACGCCAAGCUGACGGCACUCACCCUCCCCUCCGCCGAGUGGGGGAGCUUUGACGCGCUCUCGCCCGCGCUCGUUGCGCGCGUCGCGGAUUGCGAUGCCGUCGUGUGGGCGCUGGGCGCGAUGCGGACGCAAGUGGACAUGGAGGAAUAUGCGCGCAUCACGCGCGAUUGGACGCUCGAGGGUGCCCGGGCGCUUGGCCGCUCCCGAUUCGUGUAUAUCACGAGCAUGGGCGUGAGCCAGGACCCGGGGUGGGCUGCGAACGCGUACGUCCGCGUCAAGGGGGAGACGGAGGCGGGGCUGCGUGCGUUGGGCAUCGAGGCCGUGUUUGUGCGGCCCGGCGGGAUACUUCCGACCCAGAAGCGCCGCCCCGAGCUUAUCUGGUACAACCGCGUCAUACUCGACGCGCUGUCGUAUGUGUGGCCUAGCGUGACGAUACAUGCUUCCGAGCUUGCGGAGGCCUGUCUCCGCCUCGCGCUUGGCGAGGGGUGGGAGCUGCGGAACGCCGAGGGGGCGGUAGAGAAUGCCGACUUGAAGCGGCUCGCGGCUCGCGAGGGGGGAGGUGAAGUUGCCGCCACCGCAGUGAUUUGA